This is a messenger RNA of Debaryomyces fabryi, 2568 nucleotides long. RefSeq lists its product as uncharacterized. Bases 1 to 2568 code for a protein of 855 amino acids. The record is from RefSeq and is a predicted model, not a curated record. The transcript has a single exon. Gene Ontology annotation, cellular component: membrane. Lineage: Eukaryota; Fungi; Ascomycota; Pichiomycetes; Serinales; Debaryomycetaceae. Gene Ontology annotation, biological process: transmembrane transport. Gene Ontology annotation, molecular function: secondary active sulfate transmembrane transporter activity.
AUGCAAGCAUCGCCCUCGAGAGCGAACACUAGAAGUGACCCUAAUAUGAGACGAGCAACUAGUCAGUCACCUAGCGUGAGGCACAUUUCACAUAGAAAAGUGAACGCUUUAGAGAGAAAGCCACUCCUUGACAGAGCAAAUUCGGAUAUCGCAGAUUACCAGACUAGUCUAAACAUGCCUCUGGGUAGGAAUAUGAUUCUGCCGGAUAUAUACCGUGAUGAUGUGGAAUCGAUUGUAUACAAUAAUGGUGCUUCUGACACUAGUGGUAAUGAGGGAUACAAAAGAUCAUCGUUGACUCGUGCUGUGACAAAUGAUGACAUGAAUAGUAUGCGGAGUGAUUAUUUGAUGGGAAUGAAUCUUAAUCGAGAGGAUUUAAGUUGGAAGGUCAUUUUACCCUACUACUUGCCAUUUUUGUCGUGGAUCCAUCAUUAUUGUCCAUCCUUCUUUGUGGGGGAUUUGGUAGCGGGUCUUUCGUUGGUCUUUUUUCAAUUGCCGUUGUCUCUUUCGUAUGCUACCUCGUUGGCUCAUGUUCCUGUUAUAUGCGGAUUGUAUUCGCUUGCAAUAUCCCCAUUAGUGUAUAUGGUAUUUGGAAGUGUACCACAAAUGAUCGUAGGCCCUGAAGCAGCUAUCCUGUUAAUCGUAGGACAGGCUGUCGAGCCAUUAUUGCACCAUUAUAAAAAGAAGCAUUCAGAAAAAUUAGAUCCUGUCGACUUAGUCGUUGCUAUUACCUUCAUCAGUGGAGCCAGUCUUCUAGGGUUUGGAUUAGGUAGAUUUGGAUUUUUGGAUAAUGUAUUAAGUGCAUCCUUAUUAAAGGGCUUUAUAAGCGGAGUUGGUAUUGUUAUGGCAAUCAACUCGACAAUCGUGAUGUUAGGAUUAACAGAAUUAUUGCAAGAAAUCACCGAAGAUCCAACAAAGAUGGAUAUCCACUCUCCAUUUGAUAAAAUGCGCUUCUUAGUUCAUCAUUAUAAGCAGUUUCACUCUUUGACAUUCAAGAUUAGUAUAGUAGCUUUUAUUGUGAUCUUGUUGUGUCGUGCCUUCAAGAACUAUAUGUCAAAGAAAGACUCUAGCAUCCUGAAGAAAUGUGUAUAUCUUCCAGAGAUAUUAUUCGUAGUCAUAGCUUCCACAUGCCUUUGUGCUGUGAAUAGGUGGGAUGAAAAGGGUAUUGAAGUCAUAGGAAAAAUUGCUGAUGUUUCGUCAUCUCAAAUUUUGCAUAACCCUGUUGCGGUAGAAAGGUGGUUUCUUAUCAAAAAAUUGAGUACUCCUGGUUUCCUCUGUGCCAUGUUAGGAUUUUUCGAAUCAACGACAGCUCUGAAAUCUUUAGGGUCGAGAUAUGAUUUACCUAUAUCCUCGAAUAGAGAAUUGGUGGCCUUAGGUGCAUUGAAUAUAUUAGUAUCAGUAUUUGGAGGUUUGCCAGCGUUUGGUGGUUACGGAAGAUCCAAGAUUAAUGCGAUCUCCGCUAAAACCACUAUGCUGGGUGCUAUAAUGGGCCUUUGUACCAUAUUUACUAUUUCAUAUCUCUUGGAUGCAUUGUAUUACGUUCCGAAAUGUAUUUUAAGUGCCAUAACAGCUGUUAUUGGUAUUCUGUUAAUAGAUGAAGCACCUCAUGAAUUAUGGUUCCAUUGGAGAAGCAGAGGUUACAAUGAGUUGAUCACAUUUUUCAUUACUGUUAUGACGACGUUAUUUUUCUCAAUGGAAGCAGGUAUAGCAGUUGGAUUGGUAUACCUGUUAAUCAGAGUGAUAAAGCAUUCAGCUCUGUCCAGAAUUCAAAUCCUUGGGCGCAUUGCUGGAUCCAACAAUUUUGUAAACGCAGACGUAUCUCAUAUUGCACCAAAUACGGGAAUUCCCUUUGAUGAUAUUAAGCACCCUGGACAUCCAUUGAAUAUAUUCACCGACGAUAAUUUUACUCAUCUCAAUUUAAAGGUGAUAGAGGAAAUAGAAGGAUGCCUUAUUGUAAAAAUUCCUGAGCCUUUGACAUUUACAAAUACCAGUGAUUUAAGAGGUCGCCUCAAGCGUGUUGAAAUGUAUGGUUCAACUAGAGCCCACCCAGCCCAGAAACGUACAAGAGAUGUAUCAAUGACGAAAUAUGUUGUCUUUGAUCUUAAUGGAAUGACAGAACUUGACUCAUCGGCCGCACAGAUAUUGAAAGACUUAAUCAAGCGUUAUACUAACAGAAAUAUAUACUCAUUUUUCGUGAGGGUAAAUGAAGAUGACAAAUUAAGACAUAGGCUAGAGAAUACAGGUAUUACUAAACUAUUAGCUGAAGUUUUGGAGUCAAUCAAGUAUAAUGAGGCUCAAAAUAGUCUAACGUUUAAUAAAGUUAGAGAUACCAGAAAGGUCGGUGAUCUACAACACGAAAAUUCCGAUAUUACGCAUCCUGAUAUGAAUGAACACAUGGAAAUCUAUAAUCUCACUGAAAAUUCCCAUACCCCUUACUUUGAGCAUAUAAGUGAUGUCUUGAAAGUAAUCGAUUAUUACGAAAUUAGAAAUGAAUUACAAUCUAGACACGAGUUCUUGGACGUAGACCAGGCUGAAAGAAGAUCGAGUUUACCCUCUAUCGACAUUGCUUAA